This is a messenger RNA of Aspergillus aculeatus ATCC 16872, 1692 nucleotides long. RefSeq names its product putative proline permease. The record is from RefSeq and is a predicted model, not a curated record. Gene Ontology annotation, biological process: amino acid transmembrane transport. Gene Ontology annotation, molecular function: amino acid transmembrane transporter activity. The transcript has a single exon. The coding region runs from base 33 to 1229 and encodes 398 amino acids. Gene Ontology annotation, cellular component: membrane. NCBI's taxonomy places the organism in Eukaryota, Fungi, Ascomycota, Eurotiomycetes, Eurotiales, Aspergillaceae.
CAGCAGUCACCCUUGCGAUCUUCCUCUUCAACAUGCUUCCAGAGCGGGAAUUCAUGCGAAGCGAGAUCAUAUUCACCGGCUUGAAGCUCUUCACCACUGUCGGAUUCAUGAUUGUUUCCAUCUAUAUGGCCAUUCGAGGUUUUCCUGGCACAUCAAUCCGAGGAUUUCAUUAUUGGCAUGAGCCUGGCCCGUUUAGCGAGUACCUGGUGCCCGGAAACGGGGGUCGCGCUCUGGGCUUCCUCCAGUGUCUUCUCUACACGGUGAUUGCCUUCUCCUUCGUUCCGGAGUUGAUCGUGCAGAAGGUCGAGCGUCGUGAAGUGGAGAAUCCUUCAAGCAUCCUGCGGUCAACACGGCUUGCAAGCCUUCUGCUCUUCACGCUCUACACUGUCAGUGCCUUCAUGAUGACCUUUAUGAGUCCCUUCGACGAGCCUCUGUUGACGAACGAUGGCCUCGGGGCCGGAGCUUCACCCUUCGUCGUUGGUAUCGAUCAGACUGGCAUUCGCGCGCUAUCUAUACUUGCUCGGGCGAUGAUUUGCAUCUCUUCUGUUGCUUCUGGGCGCUCUUUUCUCCAUCAUUCAUCUCGCACACUCUGUGCCUUGGCGGAGACUGGCCAUGCCCCCACCCUUUUCACGGCUCGCAACCGACUGAGCGUGCCGUAUGUGGCCGUUGUUGCCUCCGCCUUGUUCUCGGUAUUUGGGUAUCUGUCGGUGUCGGUGUCCAGCUCAUCUGUGCACAACUCAUUGCUGUACUUCAUCACUACGUCUGGCUCCAUCUCAUGGCUCGGUGCCUGUCUCGUUUACAUCCGAUUCCGCCGACAGACAGCCGACGAAGGCUUUGUGCAGGUGUAUCAGUCCAGCAUCCAACCUUAUGGGGUGUACCUGGGUAUUGCGGGUUGCGCCGUGCUACCUAUCGCCAACAGCCUCCUCAUGGCCUUCCCCUCGCCACCCGCGGACGAAGCCCCUGCUCUGUCGGGACUGAAGAUCCGCAACGCGGUCCCCGUAUACACCAGCAUUGCCAUGUUCUGGAUGCUUUACUUGAGCCAUCGAUUCCGAACUUCCUUGACGCAGGGGUUCACCUCGUUUCGCACACUUCCCGACGAGCAGACGCAGAACAAAGCCCGCGCCCGUUUUGCUCGAUCAUCUGGACAGCGUGUGUGGUGGGAGAUGGCACGGUCAAGAAAGGAUGCUCCUCCUCACCAGGCUGAGGCCGGAUCUGCAAUGGGUCCAUGAGGGUAUUAAUGACGCUGAUCGAAGGACAUUAUUGCAGUGGUGAACUCGGCAUUCCGCCUCAUACCUUGUAUUAUCAUUAUCCUACUGUGUGUGGCAUUGAGAUUCAUUGUUUCAUUUUGUAUUCUUAGAAGGGCAACGGGCUUGUCAUAUACCUAUACCUACCUGAGGAUGUGUACUACUUGUAUUCUUGAAUCGCAGUUUCCAACUUGAUCUACUAUUUGUCUGCCACAUCCAGAGACGCCGAUGAUAAAUCAUCAUAUUGAGAGGGAAGUCCAUAGCUGCUAGUUGGGAGGCAACAAAGCCGGUAGGGUAAGCUUGGGGGAGCGGUGGUUUCGCCACGCGCGGGCUGGACAGACACCCGUCAGCCCCUACAGGUAAUGUAUUUUACCCGCUACGGUUGGUAAAUUAUUGUCAACCCUGCACCGCUCAGUCACCAUGGUCACUGCAACGCUAGAAAUUGUUC